CAGCGAGCCAGUGCCUGGUCUGGCGUCGUGGAGAAAGGUAUUCCUUGCGUCGCCCACGACCUCCCCCAGCAAGACUGGAACCAGCCAACUUCUGACUGACAUUUCCCAUCCUGUGGUCUUAGCGACGCCUUAAAGACUUCCGGGGAUAUUACAAUAUUCCCGUAAAGCGAUUUCUUCAGACUGACGGUCGAAUUCAUAAGUGAAGUCAAACAGAAAGUGAAUAUAAUGUGAUUACCAAUAUUUUUUUUUUCCAAAAUCAGGUCGUCUUUUCCAAGGUCGUGGUGGACGCUGGGAUAUGAUGUUACAUUUUAAAAUGUGUAAGAAAGCUUGAUAAAUAAGGGAAGUGGCAGAAACUGGAAGCGUAAGAGAGGAAGGGAAACAAAGUAAAACUGGAAGGACACCAGCGUGCACCCUUGUGGGUAAGGUCACUCUCCUCUCUACAUACUCUUAAACAACGGAAUGACUACCUCAGGCCAGUGAUGGGAAGGAAAGCUGCCAUGAGCUAAAUACCAGACUAAUGUAUAGAUCAUCCUAAAGGAUUUACACAUUGUCGAAGUGGAAAUUCAUAGACGCAUUGAAAAGUUCCCUCAGUCAACAAAUGAAGACGUGGACUCUGAUUUGGUAAUCAGUACUCGCAGUACCCACCUGGCGGAGGGGAAGCAUUCCUGCCGGUGAGGAUGGCGGUUCAGGGGCGGGGUCCAGGAGCUAGAUGCUCUCUGGUGCGGUGCGGGGGGUGGUGCUCCCUCCUGCUCACACCCUUCCUCGCCCCCUGCCUCACCCUGCUGCUCUUGCUGACCGCUCCCCUGCUGACCGCAGAGCAAGGAGCUGGAAAUCCUCCAGCAGAAGUGCCAGCAUCCUUGCUGCAGGAGGCACUACAGGGACAUCCUGUCUCCUUCCCCGUGGAGCACCACCCGCUAGCUCGCACCAGCCCCACUCUUGUCAUACACAAGUGUUGCCCCGAGGGCAGUUUCGACCACGCCACCAAGAACUGCCAGCCCAGCCAAGACUUCACCUUCAGUGUUCCCAUUUUCACUGUGGAUUAUUACGGCAUGUAUAUGGAGUCCAACCUCACCAGGGACCAGGUGGAGUUGCAGACGGAGAUGCUGGAGUGUGAGAGGUACUUGCUCGACGUCGUACCCGGCAAGAAGCCCGAGUUCGACUUCCGGGUGCUGGAUACAGGUCAGCUGUGGGUGCCCGAGUACGAAAAAUAUUAUGACCCGGAUCACUACUGCCUGGAGAACUUCGUGGCCAACACCAGCGUCAAGGGCUCUCCACACAUCCAGGGAGCCAUGGUGUGCAUCCUGGAGACUGAAGUGGAGACCUUUGACCCCUCAAAGAUCCCCGUCAGGAAAUGUUGUAUGCAUAACGAGGGUACGACCAACCACAGCUGUCCCCCAGACCCAAACCUGACGGACGUGCCGUGGCUCUCCCAAUCGGUCACCAUCGAAGUCAGGAGAGUGCAGCUGGUUGGUACGUCACCACCUUACUCUAAACAUCACGAUUUGGUUUCCCAAAGUCCAGGUGGAGACCCAACAACUGUAAACAACUGUAGUCCAAUAUCAAACUUGCCUUUACUAUCCAAAAUCUUCGAGACCCUCACAUACACCUGCGUUCCCUCAGACACUGUGACCCAUAAUAACGGUGCCAAGUGGGCUUAUUUCUUCGGUCCGGUGGCAGUGCUACUGGUGGCUGACCUGGUAUUCUUCGUGCUGACGGUACGCUCCCUUCUCGUCACUGUACAGCAGAGCCACAAGGGUACAGUGCAGAAGCAGACAAGACAGAGACUCAGACUCUGCUUCAAGCUGUUCUUGGUGAUGGGAAUCAGCUGGCUGGCGGAGAUCAUAUCGUUCCAACUUGGCCCCAGCACUGUCUGGUACAUCUCUGAUGUCUUUAACUGCUUCCAGGGCUUCAUAAUAUUCUUGAUCUUCAUUCUGAAACCUAAAAUUUUGGAAGCUGUGCGGGCGCGGGUGUGCGGCUGCUGCGGUCCACCACCACCAGCCAAGCCUCGGGGUACGAACAACUUCAGCUCCAUCAUCCUCUCCAACUCAGCCAGCACUGACGAGUUCUCCCUCUCCAACCAGCUCUCUUUCUCUCACCCUCACAACCGUCUCUCCCUCACACACACACAAAGCCAGCUCUCUCUCCCACACUCCCGGAUCCACAAGCAACUCUCACUCUCCUACAGUCGUUCCUCUCAGCUACACCCUCCAUUAUUCAACCAAUCCUCCACCAACUCCUUCGGCAAACAAAUCCAACCGCCGAAUGGAUCCAGUCCUCCGGUUUCCGACACCUUAUCCCCGGGCAAACAAAUCCGACCCCAAGAAGGAUCCGGACCACCCGUAUCCAACACCUCUUCCCCGGGUUCAUCUCGGCCAUCCACUCCCAGAACCAACUCAACCCGUGCUUCCCUCUCAGCAAGCUGCAAGUCUGUCGACGAAGCUGCAUGCUAACCCUGCCCUUAUUUCAGCAUCUUGUAUUGACAUACUAGUAUAUAUCUGCUUCUUGCAUGUCAAUUCAGGAUUUGCAUUGUCCUCAUUAGCAUUCUUUUGCAUAAAUGGAUCAUUCUUAUUAUAUAUCUUUUG
This is a messenger RNA of Cherax quadricarinatus, 2582 nucleotides long. The record is from RefSeq and is a predicted model, not a curated record. Lineage: Eukaryota; Metazoa; Arthropoda; Malacostraca; Decapoda; Parastacidae.